AUGAGUUCCUUGAAGCGGACUCGGGAAGGUAAUGAUCUGCAUGACAUUCGGGCGUCCUUCCAGCGGGUAAGAGAGAAAACCGCACUGCGGCGGAGUGGGCCAUACUUUCUUGAGCGCAUUAUUUUCCCCCGCCUUCUCCAACCAAAUUACAGACUUGGUGGUGGGUUUCCGGAUCCGACGCGCUUGUGCUGCGAAAAGGGCACCGGGUCCCCCCAACGGCACGGGACACUUGCCCUGCCCCAAAGAAUUGAAGCUUCCGCGUGGCUUCGCCGGUUUCGGUUGUUGCGACUCCAUGACUUCCACAGGGUGGUGCCACAGGAUCAAGUGACAGGGACAUUAAGUUCCAUUACGGAUAUUGUGUUUGACAUGCAGGAGCAGUUUGCUGUGGCCUGCCAGGCGCGAUGCCUCUCUGUGUACAGCACAGAGCGAUGGCUUGAAAGUUGCGAGAUGUGUGAGGAGCCCAAUGAUGCCUCUCCAUUGGUUAGAGUGAAGGGGCGUGAGUGGCAUGGUUUUCGCAGUGGCUUUUCUGCAGUGCAAUUCCUCUCAUCAUCGCUGCAACUUGUAGCAGGUUACCACCGUGCCCCUUUUGUUGAUAUCUUUGACUUGGAAGAAGUGGACGAGGAAACCUGCGAGCCGCAACAACGCUUUUCUUUGACAGAAGACCACGUUGAUGUGCACGGAACUAGGGGCGGCGGCAACAGCAGCAGUAGGGCCAGUAUUGGCACGAAUACUGAAAGCAUCUAUGCAAAUGACGUGGUGGCCGUUACAGAACACGUUAGUUUGGCGGCACUUUCUUCUGGCCGCACGGUGUGGUUGGAUCGUCGCAGCGGUACGGCCAUCACAUGUACCGGUGCCUUUUCGCGAGUGUAUAACAUUGGGCAAAGAGGCUCUCUUUUUGCCCUUCAUGAUCCACUCACCGCUGUUGCAUUUCUCUGCCGUGAUCAUCCCAUCAACAUUUUGUGCGGCUCCAUGUCAGGGUCUGUGCAACUGUGGGAUGUGCGUUGCGUUCGUGAAUGUGUUGCCAUGCAUCAAGCACCUUCCACCAUCUGCCGUCUGCAGCCGUCCUACGCCUCAUCGCUGCGAAGUGUCGUGUGGCUCAACAACCAAGCGGGGGAUGUGCAGGGAAUAAAUGUGGGGCAUAGUGACAUGUGUCUGAUUGCAGAGGCAAGGUGUGCCGAUUUCAUGCAGACAACUGCGGCUUUUGAUUCACCGUCGUUGCGAAUUUCAGUGCUGGACCCACCGGGUCUCAUUGCCUUUCCUUACGCAUCCUCCAAUUUGUUGGUGCUCUUUGACGUGAGCGCGUUGAUGAAGCCGUCACUCUCCCCAACCGCACGCCAUAUGCCAGACAUUCAUGACGACAUGGACGACGCUGAUGAUGAUGAUGGACAACAUGCGCCAUUCUCGUCGUUGUCGCAUGGAAUUGAGGAGAGGCACAUGAUAUCGCCACCGUCCUCCCUGCAUGGGGGCGUGGUGUAUCAAAUACCGUGUAACAACCUCAUAAAAUUUGGACAGUCGCCAACAAUCUCCGCGUGUGGGAUAUGGACGAAGUGUGGGCGCAUCGUUUCUGGUGAUGCCAUGGGUUCUGUGUGGCUUGCGUGA
Trypanosoma cruzi is the source of this 1599-nucleotide messenger RNA. RefSeq lists its product as uncharacterized. The record is from RefSeq and is a predicted model, not a curated record. The transcript has a single exon. Gene Ontology annotation, molecular function: protein binding. Lineage: Eukaryota; Euglenozoa; Kinetoplastea; Trypanosomatida; Trypanosomatidae. Bases 1 to 1599 code for a protein of 532 amino acids.